AUGCUCCGUCGAACACUAGCUCUAUUCUCCGAGGCGGCGCGCUCGUCGUCAUCGUCCUCGGCCUCGGCCGCUGCCUCAUCUUCUGCCAGCAUCUUGACCUCGCACCUGUCCAAAGCGCAUCUUCCACCGUCGCUUGCGCGCAGCGCCAAACCGCACAAGAACCUCUACCAGAUGCUCUCAACUCUACCCAAAGAUGGCGUCGGAGCAAGAGUGCGACAGCGUCGAUGGGCAGCCAAAGGGCUCGAUGUGAGCCACGACGUGGAUCUCAAAGCUCACUUGGCCAAAUUGCAUCACACUGGCGCAACAAAGACGAACAAGGACGAGGGUCAUCUUUGCUAUUGGGAAAUCACCAAAGUUCGGCUGAAGGAUGGAGGAAAUCACGGAAAGGCCUGGGGAAGGUUCGUUUGGAGAGGCAAACCCAUCACAAAAGCCGAGUCGGGAGAACGCAUCCCUGGCGCUCUCAAGUACUGCUGGGACUUAGCACACUGA
Messenger RNA from Mycosarcoma maydis (corn smut), 489 nucleotides. RefSeq lists its product as uncharacterized. NCBI's taxonomy places the organism in Eukaryota, Fungi, Basidiomycota, Ustilaginomycetes, Ustilaginales. The coding region runs from base 1 to 489 and encodes 162 amino acids. The transcript is spliced from 2 exons. The record is from RefSeq and is a predicted model, not a curated record.